Messenger RNA from Malaclemys terrapin pileata, 4748 nucleotides. RefSeq names its product scinderin (gene SCIN). Gene Ontology annotation, biological process: actin filament severing; barbed-end actin filament capping; actin polymerization or depolymerization. Gene Ontology annotation, molecular function: actin filament binding; phosphatidylinositol-4,5-bisphosphate binding. The transcript has 16 exons. Bases 80 to 2233 code for a protein of 717 amino acids. The record is from RefSeq and is a predicted model, not a curated record. Gene Ontology annotation, cellular component: cytoplasm; actin cytoskeleton. NCBI's taxonomy places the organism in Eukaryota, Metazoa, Chordata, Testudines, Emydidae.
UGGACUUGGACUUUUUCUGAGUUACUUGGAUCCAGCGCGGCGUCCCUUCCGCUUCUCUCUCUCUCGCCCCUGCCGGACCAUGCCCCCCGAGCUGUACCACAAGGAGUUUGCCAACGCUGGCCAGAAGAAUGGCCUGCAGAUCUGGAGGAUCGAGAAGCUGGACCUGGUGCCGGUGCCUGAGAACUUGCACGGCAAUUUCUACGUGGGGGAUGCGUACCUGGUGCUCCACACCCUGAAGAAGAGCAACGCCACCUUCUACAAGCUGCACUACUGGCUGGGAAAAGAAUGCAGCCAGGACGAAAGCACAGCUGCAGCAAUCUUCACUGUUCAGAUGGAUGACUAUCUAGGUGGGAAACCUGUGCAGAGUAGAGAAAUUCAAGGACACGAGUCUACUGACUUUGUUGGAUAUUUCAAAGGAGGGAUUAAGUACAAGGCAGGUGGUGUUGCAUCCGGAUUUAAACACGUAGUCACUAACGACUUGAGUGCACAGAGGCUUCUGCAUAUUAAGGGCCGGAGGGUAGUGAGAGCUACAGAAGUUCCUCUCAGCUGGGCCAGUUUCAACAAAGGAGACUGUUUCAUUGUUGAUCUCGGAACUGAAAUUUACCAGUGGUGUGGCUCAACAUGCAAUAAAUUUGAGCGUCUGAAGGCUACUCAAGUUGCUGUUGGCAUUCGGGACAAUGAGAGAAAUGGAAGAUCUCAGCUAAUUGUUGUAGAAGAAGGAAGUGAGCCAAGACAACUUACAAAGGUUUUAGGGACUAAGCCACUGCUUCGUGAGGAUAAUGAUAAUGAUGAUGAGGCAGCUGAUAUCACAAACAGGAGAAUUGCUAAACUAUACAUGGUGUCAGAUGCAAGUGGGUCCAUGAAGGUGUCGGUGGUUGCAGAGGAAAACCCCUUCUCGAGGGCUAUGCUUUUGUCUGAAGAGUGUUUCAUUUUGGACCAUGGUGCUGCAAGAAAGAUCUUUGUGUGGAAAGGCAAAGAUGCUAACCCACAUGAGAGAAAGGCAGCCAUGAAGACUGCCGAAGAAUUCAUACAACAAAUGAACUACCCUGCCAAUACCCAGAUUCAAGUGCUUCCAGAAGGAGGGGAAACUCCAAUCUUCAAACAGUUCUUCAGAGACUGGAAGGAUAAAUAUCAAAGCGAAGGCUUUGGGAAAGUCUAUGUCACUGAGAGAGUGGCUAGAAUUGAGCAGAUUGAAUUUGAUGCUACCAAGUUACAUGAAUCUCCACAAAUGGCUGCCCAACACAAUAUGGUUGAUGAUGGUUCAGGGAAAGUGGAGGUCUGGCGUGUUGAAAGUAAUGGCAGAAUCCCUGUGGAGUCUGAGACAUACGGAGAAUUUUUUGGCGGUGACUGCUACAUUAUACUUUAUACUUAUCCUAAAGGACAGAUCAUCUACACAUGGCAAGGAGCACAUGCAACAAAAGAUGAGCUGACUGCAUCUGCAUUCCUGACUGUUCAGCUUGAUCGGUCACUAAAUGGACAGGCUGUCCAGAUCCGGGUCUCCCAAGGAAAAGAACCUGCACAUUUGCUGAGUUUGUUCAAAGACAAACCACUCAUUGUCUACAAGGAUGGAACAUCCAAGAAAGGAGGUCAGAAACCUGCUCCCCCCACACGUCUCUUUCAAAUUCGCAGGAACCUGGCAUCCAUCACCAGGAUUGUGGAGGUUGAUGUUGACGCAACUUCACUGAACUCCAAUGAUGUUUUCGUUUUGAAACUGCCAACAAACUCUGGCUACACCUGGGUCGGAAAAGGAGCAAGCAGAGAAGAGGAAAAAGGAGCUCACUAUGUAGCCAGCAUUCUGAAAUGUCAAACCACUCGGAUUGAGGAAAGCCAGGAACCAGAGGAAUUCUGGAGAGCCCUUGGAGGUAAGAAAAAAUACCAGACUUCAGCACAGCUGCUAACUGAGUCUGAAGACCACCCUCCUCGUCUCUAUGGCUGUUCCAAUAAGACUGGCAGGUUUAUUAUUGAGGAGGUCCCGGGAGAAUUCACUCAGGAUGAUUUAGCUGAAGAUGAUGUCAUGUUGUUAGAUACUUGGGAGCAGGUCUUUGUCUGGAUUGGUAAAGAUGCUAAUGAAACUGAGCGAAAUGAAUCUGUGAAAUCUGCCAAACGCUAUAUUGAGACAGAUCCUUCUGGAAGAGACAAGGGGACUCCACUUGUUAUUGUGAAGCAAGGAUAUGAACCCCCAACAUUCACAGGCUGGUUCCUGGGCUGGGAUUACAACAAAUGGAAAAACUGAUCUAUCGGUGAAGGCCUCUGCUACAAACAGAAUGCAAUCAGAGCGCAACUAUUCUCUAGCAUUCUUAAGCAUUAGCUUGUAAAACAAUAUUGAUGCAGCUGUUGUCACCCAUUCCCCAGCGUUCGUAUAUUUCUCUGAGUAAACUAGCAUGUCUUAGCUUUGGAAAGGUUAAAUGAGAUGAUAAAGUAAUAACAUAAUUUCUUGGUGGCGGGUUAGGUUUUUUACACAGUAUCUAUGUGGAGUGAUACCAUUGGUUUGGUUCUAAAAUGCCUUUUUCUAAACAAAAACUGUAGAUCAGUUACACAUUAAUAUACAAUUUACAAGCUAACAUUCAUCAGUGGGCCAAAUUCUGCUUUUUACACCAGCAUAAGUGAGAGCAGAAUUUGGCCCAACCAGGACCCAUUGAAGUUGAGGGGAAAGAAUCCCAGCAGCAGGAUUGGGCCCUAAUUUACCUAUAGUGUCAAAAUCUUGCAGUCCUUACUAGUACGAAACUUCCAUUGCAGUCUGACUCAGGAGUGGGAGCUCUGUCCUGCAGGGUGCGGCUGAGGAUUCCGAGAGAGCCAAUGUGAAAAUGGUACUUUGUUACAUGUGGUCCAGGAAAUGGAUAUAAUCUGAGUGGAGAAGACGCUAUAGGCUUGAAUGAAUGUGAUGUGAACAUAUAUCCUUAUGAGGCCCGGCACAGUUGGCUGUGACAGACACUGUUUCUAUAGAGCCCUCAGACACAUACUGGUUGUAUGUUAUUCCUGUUCUCAGAUUCCUCUGACUCAGGGGUGGGCAAACUUUUUGGCCUGAGAGCCACAUUGGGGUGCCGAAACUGUAGGGAAUGCUGUGCCUCCCCAAACAGCCAGGCCCCUGCCCCCCAUCCGCCCCCUCCCACUUCUCACCCCCUGACUGCCCCCCUCAGAACCCGCGACCAUCCAACCCCCCCUGCUCCUUGUCCCCUGACCGCCCCCUCCUGGGACCCCUGCCCCUAACUGCCCCCCCCCCCAGGACUCCCACGCCUAUCCAACCAUCCCCUGCUCUCUGUCCCCUGACUGUCCCGACCCCUGGCCACAUCCCCAUUCCCCGCCCCCUUACCAUGCUGCUCAGAGCACCAGGACUGGCAGCCGCGCCGCCCGGCCGGAGCCAGCCACACUGCUGUGCAGUCUAGAGCACCGGGGCAGGCCGGAGGCUUUUGCAGCCACGCUGCCCGGCAGGAUCUCACAGCCCCAUCGAUCAGAGAGCUGGCGGCAUGGCGAGUUGAGGCUGCGGGGGUGGGGAGACAGCAGGGGAGGGGCCGGGGGCUAGCCUCCCCAGCUGGGGAGCUCAAGGGCUGGGCAGGAUGGUCCCACGGGCCAGAUGUGGCCCGCGGGCCAUAGUUUGCCCACAUUUUCUCUAACUGCUGCUCUUAAACACACUUAAGUGAGCUAUUGCUCCUGAAUGGCAGCAGGAGUCAACUGGCACCUUUAAAAAUGGAUCAACACACAUCAUUUCAUUCACCGGACUGUAAGCGCACACUGCAUAUCCCAGCCACAAGUUACCUCAGGCUGCACCAGUCUCAUUUUUUCCCCUACUCAUCAGUGCUCAGUUCUGUGCAAGUGUAGAGAUUUGCUCAUGUGGCCAAACGUGUUGCAUGUUUUUCCUCAAUGGGCAGAAGACUGGAACUCUUCACACACGUGCUGAGCAGACUUUGAAUGUGCUGUGCCAAUGCUUAGGGGAACCUCAGCACUGAGCAUCCUGGGAAGAUGGAGCUCUGAGUAAGCACUGUAGAAUCUGGCCCAGGGUCUCUCUCAGAAAUUGCAUCCGAAGAAGUGGGCUGUAGUCCAUGAAAGCUUAUGCUCUAAUAAAUUUGUUAGUCUCUAAGGUGCCACAAGUACUCCUGUUCUUUUUGAGAAAUUGCAAAGAAUCACAUAGUCAUUCUGGUGUAAAGAAUGCAGAUUAUUUUUAUUCUUGUGAGUUUAGAAAAACACUUUCAAACAGUGUGUGUGUUUGUGGUUUAACCACACAACUCGCCGUAAAGUUAGCAGGGACCAUUCCGCUUCAAACCCUUUGCAAUGCUAUGAACAUUUACCCUGUAGCGUUCAUUUUAAUGCCAAUGUGUACAACAGUAAAUCAUAUGGACUCGGGGCCAAUGUGGAUUUUUAAAUAAGGAAUUCUGAUUGUGUUUUUUAAUUGUACUUUUAAAUGAGUUUGAAAAUGGAAUUUUAAAAUUGCUUUUUAUAUUUUUUCUACAUGGCUAAUGGUGAAUUUGAAGCUCAGUAAAGCCAAAGGAGUGAAAACAGUCUCAACUGCAUUAGUCAAUAUCAUUGAACAAAGUUGCACAGCUGGGUAACUGACAGCUUAAGAACCAGGGAAUACUGCACCAUAUUAAAAUAUAAGAAUCUAAUUCUAUUUUUCAAGGGUUGGGAGGGUGAAGAGGGUAAAUUUUGAAAGUUUGUUAGCUUUAAGUGUUUGUUUAAAUCUAUAUUAAUGCAACUUGGCUGUAUUUGGAUGUGUCAUUUCAUGUAAAAAAAAAUUACAAAACACAGUAUUAUAA